CGAUUACACGACCGAUUAAACGGAAUCUCGGCGGAGUUUUUAGAACAGGUCAGAAGCUUAGGCGAAAUUCUUGUUUUCGAGAGUCUUUUAGUUAGUAUUACAUUGGAGUUGAGAUUGAGUCUAAGGAACAAGAAGAUUAAUAUGGAUGGAAAGGGGACGAAAUCUGGUUUCAAGAGAGGAUCUAAGAUUGCACAGUUUGACGAUGAUGCUGAUGAUGACGAACCUAUCAGAUCCCUCUUAAAGGUUAUGAAGCAUAAAAGUGCCAGGAAGAAUAAGGCUGAGACGGAAAGUGUUGGUAAACAGCGCCAGAAACAAGCCGUGGAGAAGAAAUUGAGUGCUGUAUACAAGGAUUCUGAAGAUAUGGAUGAUACCUUAGCCAGUUUUAGGAAGAGAUUGAAGGGGCACAAGAAAAAUGUUGGAUCAGGAAUCUCUAGGGUUAGGAACCACAGGGAUGUUCCUCGUAUUGAUACUGUGACAAAUUCUGAUUUGAAGUUGAGUGAGGUCGGCCACGAUAUGGUUGACGAUGCAUCUGAGCUUGGCGUCGAUGGUACUGUGAAGGAGAAGUGCUUGGAUGAUGUCUAUAAACCCAAGGUUAAAUCAAGAACAAGAUCAACAAUUGAUUCUACCGAGGUUGGUGCUGAAUCGUCUGGCUCGAAGCCAUUGGCUGUCAAGAAGAUGGUUGAAUCAUCAGCUGAGAAUAUGGAUUGCAUCUCCGAAAACGGUGCUUCUAAUGGCAAGAAUGAGGCAGACUCUCCCGUUCAUGAUAAAGUUGAAAUCCCCAUGACAGUAUCCAGCGAGAAGGAAGCAGAUGACUUUCGUCAAUUUCCGGAUGAGGAAUCCAAGAGACCACUGCCAAAUGUCGAUGGCGAAGUUUAUCCUCCUCUUGCUAGAAAAGAAGUUGCAGUUAUUUCUCCUGAUCCAAAAUUAGAGUCUGGUUAUUUCCGAGAGAGAAAAAUAGUGAAGUGUGAUUGUGGCGUCCAAGUUAAUUUUGAGGACUGUUACUUUGAGCCUAAUACUCAGGUUGCUAUCUGUCAGAAGUGCAAGUAUGCUUCUAGUGGAGGUGGUAUUCAAGUUAAUCCUCUCACAGAUGGAACUGCUGAAGCUUCCCCGGUUUCAGUAACUCCCUGCGAAGAUGAAAGUUUCCGGGGUGAUGCAAAUUCCAGGAAGCCAUCGACCUUGCAACGUCCAGAGCGCAUUGUUAGAAAGCGUAAGCUUGGAAACAUGGUGUAUGAUGGAGAUAUGAAUUGGGAGAAUGAGCAAGGCUUUCUGGAUUGUCAAAGUGACAAGUCCUUUAGAGGAAGCGACAAAUGUGAUUUCGCUCCGUAUAUUUCCAAGGAAACUGAACUUGGUAGAGCAGCUGCGGUGACAGCUGGACUUAAAGCCCAGUCUGUAAGUCCAAUUGAGAAGAUUAUACUCAAAGAGGUGUUGAAGCGCAAAGGUAGCCAUCAGGAGUACCUAGUCUGCAGGAAUUCUAUCUUAGGUCUGUGGAGUAAAAAUGUCAGGCGAAUCUUACCUGUCACUGAGUGUGGUGUUGCCAGUGGCCCUUCUGAGAGUGAAUUGCCUUCAGCUUCACUUAUCAGAGAGGUCUAUAAGUUUCUUGAUCAGAGAGGUUAUAUAAAUUCUGGGAUUUCAUCUUUGAGGGGGAAGGGGGGAUCUUCAACUUAUCAAGAUGGUGAUCUCUUCCAGGGGAAAAAGGUUGAAGAAAGUUCUAUGGCUUCUGUUGCAGAGUCUGAAGACGGAGUUGCUUUUAUCCUUGGUCAGGUCAAACCCGUUGAAUCGACUAGUGAGACUAAGAAAUGUGCUCUCCAAAAUGAUGAACCGGAAGUAGGAUGUGCGACCUCAGCAAUGGUGGGAACUACUAGCAAAACAUGCGAAGCAAGCAUUAUUGACGAUUGCAAACAAUCUGUCAACCUACAUGUAUUACCAGCGGAUGCUACUGUCGACAAGCACCCUGAAACAAUUUCAGUACCGAAGCCUGCUUUGUCUAGUACACUGUCCUCUGCAAAUAGUAAUCAUACGAGAGGAAGGGAGUCUGUUCAAUGUGAGGUUGAAGAUGAGAAAAAAGUAAUAGUUAUUGGAGCGGGUCCUGCUGGAUUAACAGCAGCACGUCAUUUGCAGCGCCAAGGUUUUUCCGUCACUGUUCUUGAAGCAAGGAGUAGAGUAGGUGGUCGUGUAUUUACAGACCGGUCGUCACUUUCAGUUCCUGUGGAUCUGGGGGCUAGCAUAAUUACAGGCAUUGAAGCUGAUGUGCCAUCUGAAAGAAUGCCAGAUCCUUCGGCAUUGGUCUGUAACCAAUUAGGUCUGGAGUUGAGUGUGUUGCAUGGAUUCUGCCCUCUUUAUGAUACUGUAACAGGGAAAAAGGUUCCUCCAGAAUUAGAUGAUGCUCUACAAGCAGAGUUCAACAGUCUGAUUGAUGAUGUGGAUUUGCUUGUUGAAGAAAUAGGCAAGGAAAGAGCAAAUAAAAUGUCGCUUGAGGAUGGUCUAGAAUAUGGCCUCCAGCGGCUGAGGAUGCCACACGACAAGGUGAACAUUGAAAGAUUUGGGCUUGGCAAUUCAAAUGAUGCUUCCUUCUCAAAAAUAGACAUCAGUGGUACCAUUACGCAUGAUGGAAGCUUGAAAAAUGACUUUUUGAAUCCUCUGGAGCGAAGAGUAAUGAAUUGGCAUUUUGCUCAUACGGAAUAUGGUUGCGCUGCUGUCCUCAAGGAAGUUUCGCUACCUAACUGGAAUCAAGAUGAGUUAUAUGGCGGCUUUGGAGGGCCACAUGCUAUGAUUAAGGGUGGUUAUAGCAAAGUUGUUGAGUCGCUUGCCGAAGGACUUGACAUUCGCUUGAACAAAGUAGUUUCUGAGGUAUCCUAUGCCUCUGAAGUAUCUGCGAUGCAUAACAGCAAGCAUAAAGUCAAAGUUAGUACAUCAAAUGGCUGUGAGUAUCUUGGAGAUGCUGUUCUGGUAACCGUUCCUCUUGGGUGCUUGAAAGCAGAAACCAUUAAAUUUUCACCACCCUUGCCCGACUGGAAAUAUUCAUCUAUCAAACAACUUGGUUUUGGAGUUCUAAAUAAAGUUGUAUUUUGGGAUGAUAGCCUGGAUUAUUUUGGGGCAACUGCUGAGGAAACAGAUCAAAGAGGUGAGUGCUUUAUGUUUUGGAAUGUAAAAAAAACUGUUGGUGCUCCUGUUCUGAUAGCUUUGGUGGUUGGGAAGGCUGCUUUUGAAUCUAAAGACAAGAGUAAGUCUGAGCAUGUGAACCAUGCAAUGAUGGUUCUUCGUAAGCUUUUUGGUGGGGAUCUGGUGCCUGAUCCUGUUGCUUCGGUAGUUACUGACUGGGGCACUGAUCCUUACAGUUAUGGUGCAUACUCAUAUGUUGCUAUUGGUGCUUCUGGUGAAGAUUAUGAUGUACUAGGAAGGCCUGUUCAGAAUUGUUUGUUUUUUGCUGGUGAAGCAACAUGCAAAGAGCAUCCCGACACUGUUGGUGGUGCAAUGAUGACUGGAGUCCGAGAAGCUGUGCGUAUAAUGGAUAUAUUUAGAAGUGGAAAUGAUUACACAGCCGAAAUAGAAACACUAGAAAAGGCGCAGAGGAAAUCUGUAUCUGUAAGGGAUGAAGUCAGCGACCUGAUAAAGAGGCUUGACGUUGUUGAGCUGUCUAAUGUGUUGGCCAGGCAAUCAUUGCUUCGGAAUAUGUUCUUCUCUGCUAAAACAACUGUUGGGCGUUUGCAUUUAGCCAAGGAGUUGCUUAACCUACCUGGUGAAACCUUGAAAUCCUUUGCAGGAACAAAAGAAGGGCUUGCAGUGCUGAACUCUUGGAUCCUGGAUUCGAUGGGGAAGAAUGGAACCCAGCUAUUACGUCACUGUGUACAUAUUCUUGUUCGAGUUACGAGUGAUCUCUUUGCCGUGAGGCUCUCAGGCAUUGGGAAGACUGUGAAAGAAAAGGUUUGUGCACACACUAGCCGUGAUAUCCGUGCCAUUGCAAGUCAGCUUGUUAAUGUGUGGUUGGAACUAUACCGGAAAGAAAAAGCUAAUAGUGAAAUGAAAUCAUUGAGACAAACACAUACUACAAAUAUCUCUAGGAUAAGAAGAAAGCUGAAUAGCGAGGAUACAGACAGUAAAGGAAAGCUGAGUAAUGGCAACGAUGUGAAAACAGAUGGAGAGCUUGAGGACAACCAGCUACCUAUGUCAGAGGAAGAAAAGGCUGUAUUUGCCGCAGCUGAGGCUGCUCGUGCAGCAGCUGAAGCAGCUGCAAAGGCAAUGAAAUUCAUUGAUGGAUGCUUGCUGAAUGUGUUUAUUUUAUCGGAGGACUGGAAUGCAUUUUCUGAGGCCUAUAACAGUACUUCAUUGCAGCUUCCUAAGAUUCCCUCGUUUCAUAAAUUUGCCAGGCGAGAACAGUAUGCAAAGAUGGACGAAUCUGAUUUCAGGAAAAAGUUUCCCGGCAAUGUCUUAGCAAGACAAGAUUGUGUGUCAGAGAUAGACUCUAGGAACUGCAAAGUUCGGGACUGGUAUGAUUUUCCUGCCUCAUGUCUAGACCUUGACAGUUCAAGGAUUCCAGUUGAUAACUGCUCACAGCGUAGCCAUUCGAAUGAGGUUGUAUCUCAUUCAAGGUUCAGAGAAUGUUCUGGAGAAAGUGGGGCUGCGGAUACCAGUAUGUUUACCGGGGCUUGGGUUGAUACUGCUGGUAGUAGCGAUGGUGUCAAGGAUUAUAAUGCUAUAGAUAGAUGGCAAUCUCAAGCUGCUGCUGCUGAUCCCGAAUUUUUCAAUCGUGCCUUGCAUAUAAAGGAUGAAGAAGAUUCGAUUGCAUGUUCGACAGGCCCUCCUAGUUGGAAGCAUGACCAACGAGCGAAUGAAUGUUCUAUGUCACAGGUUACAGUGAAUAAAGAGCCACAUAAAAGUCAUAAAGGUCAUAUCCGGGGGGCAGAUCGUUUGAAACAGGGGAUUGUAGAUUUUGUUGCAUCGUUGCUUAUGGCCCCAUAUAGAGCAAAGAAAAUUGAUAGAGAUGCAUACAAGUCAAUAAUGAAGAAGACAGCAACAAAGGUAAUGCAACAGACAACAGACGUGGAGAAGACCAUGGCUGUUCCACAAUUCCUCGACUCAAAGCGGAAAAACAAGAUUCGGGACUUUGUGGACAAACAAGUUGACAAGUACAUUGCGAUAGCUCAAGUUCCCAAACCUUGA
This is a messenger RNA of Thlaspi arvense, 5157 nucleotides long. The record is from the annotation of a GenBank genome assembly. NCBI's taxonomy places the organism in Eukaryota, Viridiplantae, Streptophyta, Magnoliopsida, Brassicales, Brassicaceae.